Aspergillus homomorphus CBS 101889 is the source of this 1016-nucleotide messenger RNA. RefSeq names its product sterol desaturase family protein. The transcript has a single exon. The coding region runs from base 338 to 889 and encodes 183 amino acids. NCBI's taxonomy places the organism in Eukaryota, Fungi, Ascomycota, Eurotiomycetes, Eurotiales, Aspergillaceae. Gene Ontology annotation, biological process: ergosterol biosynthetic process. Gene Ontology annotation, molecular function: C-4 methylsterol oxidase activity; iron ion binding. The record is from RefSeq and is a predicted model, not a curated record.
GAACGAUGUUCUGGCGACAGGUAUCAUGUCAUUCAUGAUGCACGAACUUAUCUACUUUGGACGCUCUUUGCCCUGGAUCUUCAUAGACAGCCUGGGUUUCUUUAAAAACUAUAAGAUUCAAAGUGUAUGAAUCGUUGCACACCUGAUCAGGAUUGGAUGUCAAUUGACAAUCUUUCACAGAACAAAGUCCCGUCGUUGCGCGAGCAAUGGGACUGUGCGAAGUUCGUGCUUCUAAGCCAUUUUACCGUUGAAUUGCCUCAGAUCUGGUAAGCUUCCCAAGAUGAUAACCAUGAUAACCCGGUCUUAUCACCUACCCUUCACUAGGCUUUUCCACCCCAUGGCCCAGUUCUUCGGCCUCUCGACUUCCGUUCCAUUCCCCUCUAUCUGGACCAUGGCUUAUCAGAUCGCAAUCUUCUUCAUCCUGGAAGACACGUGGCACUAUUUCUCUCACCGUGCCCUUCAUUGGGGGCCUCUUUACAAAGCCAUUCAUAAGAUCCACCACCAAUACUCGGCACCUUUCGGUAUGGCUGCUGAAUAUGCCUCUCCAAUUGAAGUCAUGAUCCUUGGGUUCGGCACUGUGGGCUGUCCAAUUCUUUGGUGUGCGUUUACCGGGGACUUACAUAUUUUCACUAUGUAUAUCUGGAUUGUCUUGCGGCUAUUCCAGGCGAUCGAUGCACACAGUGGCUAUGAGUUCCCUUGGAGUCUUCAUCAUUUCCUUCCCUUCUGGGCUGGAGCCGAUCACCAUGAUCUUCAUCACGAGAAGUUUGUUGGUAACUACUCGAGCAGUUUCAGGUGGUGGGACUACAUGUUGGACACCGAGUAUUCUCCAGAGGCGAUCAAGCGCAGGAGGCAAAAUAAAGUCGCCGGAAAUGUCAAGAAAGGCCAAUGAUUUGGUUCUGCUCUCCGUGCCCAUGCACAGACCUUCACCCACGCUCUUUUGGCAUCGCUAUUCAAACAAUCGGCGAAUCCUGUUUAUGGAAUCUACCGUCGUGCGAAGUCUGAGAGUCACUUUGAGG